AUGCCCAACCCCUGGUUCAGUACACCUGGGCAGGUCCUGCACGGCAGCCACAGCAAUUGGGCAUUCAUCACCACCAUGGUAUUUGAUACAGCCACUUUUGACAGCAUUCUCAAUGACGGUUUUGCCACUGCUUGGGUCGCAACACCUAUUCCACGGAACAACGUGUCAUGCAUGGGAAAGCCAUGCCAUGGUGGACGUUCACUUGAUGCUGCUGGUGCUCUUGGCUUGGCAUUGCGCUGA
This is a messenger RNA of Mycena citricolor, 240 nucleotides long. NCBI's taxonomy places the organism in Eukaryota, Fungi, Basidiomycota, Agaricomycetes, Agaricales, Mycenaceae. The record is from the annotation of a GenBank genome assembly.